Molecule: messenger RNA, 3126 nt
Organism: Mizuhopecten yessoensis (Yesso scallop)
Lineage: Eukaryota; Metazoa; Mollusca; Bivalvia; Pectinida; Pectinidae
Product: probable serine/threonine-protein kinase drkC
Exons: 14
Coding region: 182-2179 (665 amino acids)
Biological process (GO): protein phosphorylation
Molecular function (GO): ATP binding; protein tyrosine kinase activity
Source: RefSeq, a predicted model, not a curated record
UAUUCCGAAUAGGUGAGCCUACCUAUUCGAAUGACAUCAUAAUAGGUCCGGCCGGAGAAAUGAUCUAUACAAUUAUUAGCCACGCCGUUGUCAUAUUGUUGUUAUUUGGGUCAUAAUACGAUGCGUGAUUUUCUGCCGAGAUUUUCUUGGCCUCUAGAAAAUACUUGGACUGUGCAAGCGUAUGUAUCCAUGGGUUUUCCAAUUGCACAGAAUUGAAUGUUGCAGCAAAGUAGUCGAAUGGACCGGUGAUCGCAGACGUCCGCAGAGUUCAGCUCAGCUGCCAGCGAUGGCGAAUCUUCAUUAUCUUGUCAGCUUGCAAUUGUGCGUUUCAGUAGGCCUUGGCCUACUUUUCUCAAGCGUGUGUACACUUGUAAGUCAGUCGAAGGAACUGCAAGUAGAUUCGCUAACUUACUGUGCCGCUUCAAUAGAAGGAUACGGAAUAAUUAAUUUACUGCCUUUGGAUAACAUUAACGAAGAUCCGUCAAAGAGACCGAGGUUCUACGUUGUAUAUAAAGACCCAACAGAGCGUUACACAAUCAGCUACAAUUACACAUUUAAUCCUUGUACCUUUUUCAACGAACCCGAGGACCCUCAUCAAGUUGACGGCUUUGGGGAUAAAUGUAUUCAUGUGGCAUUUUGCAAGUUCAAUAGGGACAAGAGACGACAUUACUACUAUCCUUAUGGAUUACAGAAAACCGCCAAAUUCUCAGCAAAUAUUUUGGAAAAUAAAUCGGAUUCGGCCCAAUUCUUCCUUUCUUUUACUGGAAGUGGAUCGGUGUCCAUGAAAGUGACAAGAAUUCAUCUCAAAUGUAAUAGAUCCUUGGUUGAUGCUGAAGAUGCAAUAUUUUCUAUCCAAAAGGAUGAUGAACGGUUUGGCAUUACUGCUGAGUUGCAUCACUUGUGUUGCUGUCCAGACGCCUGUGUUAAUGGACUACCCUCAGAGCUGCCGCCAGAACCGCCGAGCCCAGACAGUUCUAAUCUGUUGGUGAUUGUCGCGGGUAAUGCUGGAGUAAUACUGCUGGCCUGUGGUGUAGGCGUGAUGUGUUACCUGAAACGUACCCACCUCCAGUUCUAUUCCAAAUUACCAGGCAUACAGCAGCCAGCUACUAUUCAGUAUCAGUUAGGUAGUAUUGAACAGAAAAUGGAUGGCAAGAUUGUCGAUGGAGCUUGUCCUUCAGCCUUCCGUGACUACGAACUUGAGAGUUCAAGAAAGGAGAAGAAAUUUCUCAUCCCAGUGCUAGAGGACUGUGUUAUUCCAAGUCAGGAGCUAGAAAUGGCACAGAGACUUGGAGGCGGUAUUUACGGGGACACACAUGUCGGACACUGGCAGGGUAUGAAAGUCGCUGUCAGUCGAAUUACCAUCAAUAUACAUGCCAACCAAGUCAACUCCGAGGUGCUCAAAUUUAUGAGAGAUGAAGUCUGGUUUUUAAGUCGUCAGAGACAUCGCAACAUUGUGUCAAUGAUUGGUCUGUCUGUAGAAAAGAAACUGCCGUACAUCAUUUCUGAGUUUGUGCACGGGGAGAGUGUCAAGUUCUUCAUACAGCAUCGCAGCUCCUCGAUCACUUGGCCUCUCAGGAUUAAAAUUUGUCUGCAGACCUCAGAUGGAAUGGCCUAUCUUCAUUCUACAAAACCUACCAUUUUACACAGGGACCUGCGCUGUGCAAAUAUCUUCAUCACACACAAUAACAUUGUGAAGGUGGGUGAUUUUGGUUUGAUCAAACUUAUACAACCAUUCCGGGAGAUGUGCCAGGCAGAGGAGUGUUGUUGCCAGAGUCACCACAGUGCCUGUCCGAUGUCGGUGCGGUGGACGGCUCCGGAGAUAUUACAGAAUCCUGCCUCUAAGGAAGCAGAAGGAACCAUCACAACCAGUUCGGAUGUGUUCUCUUUCGGAAUGGUCAUGCUGGAACUUCUAACACUGGAGGAUCCAUUUGAUGAGGUGGAAUCAGAAGAACAGGUAUCGGAGAUGAUCCAGGAGGGGGCAGAGCCAGACCUACCACAGGACAUGGAGAUACUUCCCCAGUACAAAAUUCUCAUGCAGCAAUGUUGGCAUAGCAACCCAGAACAUCGACCCACAUUCAAACAGGUUGCCACAAGACUUAAAGAACUGAUUCCACAGGCGAGAAACUUCCAGAAAGCUAUCAGUGUUAAACAGAAAUCCCCACAAGCCAGUGUUGUCUGAAGUAGUGGUGUGAUACCUGUGUAGUUAUGAUGGAGGAAGAUAUACUUGAUAUAUAUCUACAUAGAUAUACACAGGUAUAAUCUACAUUGAAAUAUAAAUUUUGAUCUUGAUUUCCGAAAAUAGGACAUGGAGCUUUGAGAACAUGACAAAUUUUGUCAUAAUAUAAAGAGGUUCUGUCGAAUUGGUAUGUUGAAAAUACAAAAUUGUGCAGUGUUGUUUUGAAUUGAAAGUAUUACUGGCGACAUUGCUGAGGUUUUGCUGCCAGUUCAAAACCGAGAGAAUAUAUACAACUUACCUGAAUUUUGCAUACAGGUAGGGAAGAGUCUACUGUUGAUAUACCACAUGUAUCAAAACAAAGUCAACAAAAUGAGAAAUAUAUCAAGCUGUAUGUUUGAUGUGGUGUAACUGUCUUCCUUUUCUCGUCACAAUUGUGACAACACCAUAGAGAAUGUAUUGUAAGAUUGAACUGUCGCAUAUCUACUUCUUAACUCAUUAACCCCUGAAAUUUCAUAAUGCACUAUUCCAACCAUUGAAUUGGAAGAGUUCAAAUGUGUCUUCAGGGGUGAAUGAGGUUAAUACCCCAAAACAUUUUGGAAGACAGAAGAUUCGGUACUCGGUUGUUUCCAUACAUGUAUAAGACAUAUCGGUACUACCAAUAAAGUAAUUUUUAUAUUUUAUAACAUUUUCGGCACUUAGAAAGACUUUUUAAUUUUGUUCCCUUUUUGUGUGUUAAGUGAGUUGCUGACUUCAUAUGUUAAGAUUCUUUAGUAUUUGUCAUCUUUACGAAGAAGUAACAGUACUGAAACAUCCUAUUCUUAGGGACUGAUACUACCUGGUACCGAAUCGUCUAGGAUUUAACAUUUCUCUCUUGCUCAUGUGCAUCCUCGAUACUCCAGGGGUUACGCUCACUUUCGCUCUCAACACACCUGGAAUAUGUCAUAGCGAAA